UCCCAGCCAAGGGCCCCAGACUGGGUUGGGAGUCCUCCCUCCUCAGAAGGAGACGUGCUUUAAAGUGCUCCUGCCAAGCCCUCCUCCCUCUUGCCUUGGCAGUGUGAAGACAAGGCGCCGCCGGCCAAAAAUAUUUGUGUGGGUGGCGGAAAGUUAACUUUUCCGCCUCUCUCUUCUUUCCUGGAAACCGUGGCCACCGUCAAAUACAGCAAAACAGAAGCCAGGAGAGAGGGAGGAGAGGCCCCUGCCGGGCUUCAGAAGGAGCCCUGCCCCCACACCCCCUCUUUCUGCCUCCUGCCAUCUGGCCGUAUGGGGGUGCAUCGGAUGGGACAGAGGGGGAAGGGGGCCCUCCAAGGGCUUUGAAUCAUGCAUCCUGCAACACCAGGGCUGGCCAGACCCUCCUGCAUUGUCUGACUCAACCCCACCCUUGCUCUUUGGGGUGUAGAAGUCUGCGGGCUCGGGCUCUGCACACAUCUAGGUCUCUUGAAUUCUGCUGGCCUUUGUGAGAUUUUGAGAUUCUUUGAAACUCUAAUGGCAGAAAUCUGGCAACAGCUGAUAUAAUCUUCACAGACCAGACACAAGCUACAAAGGAGGGUUUGGAGGCCCACCACCCUGCCCAGCCCGGGAAGGCUCUGAAGCUGGAGCUCACCUCAGCCCUGUGACUCAGCCAAGGAAGGAGCGGAGACUAGAGUUCCCACGGUGGCCCAGGAACUCUGCAUCUUUGAGCAGAGGUGACACCAUGUUGGGCCCCCACCUCCCACCUCCACCCCUCGGAUCUAGUGAAGGCAGGCCUGCUCCCUGCGCCUUCGGGAUCCCUGAUGGGAGCUACAGGUGUCUGGCCCUGGAGGCUGAGGAUAGUGGUGGUGAGGAGGGCCUGCUGAGUGAGGCAGGGCUCAUGGACCGGGAGGAAGACAGGUUGGCCAGCAGGAGAGAGGAUAACUUUGCCUGCCAAGCUACCCAAGGGGCACCACAGCUGCCCAGAGCCCUGGAUGUCCAGCCACCCAGUUGCCCCAGAGAGACACAAGGGGCUCCCCAGCGUGAAGACAGGGUCAUCCAGGACUGGGACCUGGUGAAGGUCCGGCAAGUGAUGGUAGCCAGCCCCAGAUCUGACCCCGGGUCCAAGGUUGCCCAGAAACCAGCCCUGGGCCGGAGCACCAGCUUCACUGAGAAGGAUCUGAAGGAGGCCAAAGCCCGGAGUCAGCAGAUAGCCGCGCAGCUCACCACCCCUCCCAGCUCCAACUCCCGUGGUGUCCAGCUCUUCAACAGGCGCCGGCAGAGGGUAAACGAGUUCACCUUGGAGAGCCACGGCCGCAGGGGACAGAAGCUCGGCCAGGAGUCCUUCAGAGUGCCCGCUGCUCACCCGGCCAGCCAUGCCCCAGGGCUCAGCCUGAAUCCCACCUCACUCCCUGAGCCAGGCCGUCCACAGAGCCCCGACUGCCAGAGCCCUGACGUAGGGGUCCUUGGCUCCAGCAUGGAGGGGUGUUCAGAGGAGGCCGGCUUGCUGCGGCACCUGGAGAAGGUAGCCAGCGAGGAAGAAGAGGUGCCCCUGGUGGUUUACUUAAAGGAAAAUGCAGCCCUGCUGACAGCCAACGGGCUCCACCUGUCCCAGAACCGGGAGGCCCAACAGGCCCCAGCAACCCCACCUCCGGCCGAGGUCCCCAGCCCAGUUGCAGAUGUCAACCAGAACCUUUCCUCACACCAUGACACGAUCAUCACACUAGCUUCUAACAGCAGCCAUGGGCUGCCAGCCACAGAUGUCAACCAGAACCCACCAGCGGCUGUCACCCCACUUUCCAGCACCCCACAGAAUUCUUCAGGGGCACAACUCCCUCCAAAUGGCAUGAUUCCAGACUCCAAGUCCAGCACCCUGUGUGCUAGCGGGCAGCCCCAGGAGCUGGCUGCAGAGGUGAGAUCGAGCACACACCUUGUGGAUAAGGUCUCUGCUCCAUCUAAUGCCACCAGCACCUUCUCCAAAGAAGUCACACCCAUCUCCAGCUUCCGGUCCCCAGCUCCAGAUUUCAUGUCCAGUUCUCUGCUCAUUGAUGUGCAGCCCAGUGCCCCAGUGGUGUCUGCAGAACAAGAGAUAUCCGGGCGGACAGCUGCCACCACACCCAGCAAGCUGUACAGUGAGGUCCACCUCACUCUGGCCAAGCCCCAGUCAGUGGUCAACAGGACAGCCCGCCCUUUUGGGAUCCAGGCACCAGGGGGCCCCAGCCAGAUGGAGCGAAGCCCCAUGGUAGAGAGACGACAUGUGGGGACCCCAGUUCCCCAACCCUCCACUGUGGCAGAUCAGAGCCCUCGGCCACAGAGACACGUGAUGUCAUCCCACAGCCCCAUGGUGGAAAGGAGGUCGGUGGCUCAGCGAAGCCCUGCCUUGGAGAGACGCCCCUUGGGGAACUUCACCCCACCCCCGACCUAUGCUGAGACCUUGUCCACAGCACCCCCAGCUUCCCGAGUUAGGUCUCCCCCCUCUUAUUCUGCCCUGUACCCCAGCUCCGACCCCAAGCUUUCUCAUCCAAAAGGCCAGGCAGUUCCCAGCAAGACUGGCAUCUUGGAGGAGUCGAUGGCCCGCAGGGGCAGCCGGAAGUCAAUGUUCACCUUUGUGGAGAAACCCAAGGUGACCCCAAAUCCAGACCUGCUGGAUCUGGUGCAGACAGCUGAUGAGAAGCGGAGGCAGAGGGACCAGGGGGAGGCAGCUGGGGAGGAGGAGCCCUUCGCGCUGGGGGCUGAGGCCUCUAACUUCCAGCAGGAGCCUGCGCCGAGGGACAGGGCCAGCCCCGCAGCGGCCGAGGAAGUUGUCCCGGAGUGGGCCUCAUGCCUCAAGUCACCACGCAUCCAGGCCAAGCCAAAACCCAAACCCAACCAGAACCUCUCUGAGGCCUCCGGGAAGGGGGCUGAGCUCUAUGCCCGCCGCCAGUCCCGGAUGGAGAAGUAUGUCAUUGAGUCUUCUGGCCACGCUGAACUGGCCCGCUGCCCUUCACCCACUAUGUCCUUGCCUUCAUCCUGGAAAUACUCUACCAGUGCCCAAGGGGGCUUCCGAGUGGCAUCCCUAAGUCCAGCUCGGACCCCGCCUGCUUCCCUCUACCAUGGCUACCUGCCUGAGAAUGGGGUCUUGCGCCCAGAGCCCACCAAGCAGCCACCCUACCAGCUGCGGUCCUCGCUCUUUGUCCUGUCCCCACUCAAGGAGCCUGCCAAGGCCUCACCAAGAAUGACCUCGUCCAGAGCCACCUCCCCAGCCAAGCCGAGCUCCCUGGACCUGGCGCCCAGCCUGCCCAAGUCAGCCCUCCCUCCGUCUCCAGCCCUGCCUCGGCCUUCCCGCUCCUCGCCCAGUCUCUACACCCUGCCCAGCCAGGACAGCCUGCAGCCAACCACCGUGAGCCCCACCUAUAGCAGCGAUAUCUCCCCAGUGUCUCCCUCCAGGGCGUGGUCUCCCCGAGCCAAGCAGGCCCCCAGGCCUUCCUUCUCCACCCGGAAUGCGGGGAUCGAGGCUCAGGACCGCCGGGAGAGCCUCCCCACCUCCCCGCCCUGGACGCCGGGCGCCUCGCGGCCCCCCAGCAGCCUAGACGGCUGGGUGAGCCCGGGGCCCUGGGAGACGGGCCGCGGGAGCAGCCUGAGCAGCCCCCCGCCGCUGCCGCCGCGGCCCCGGUCCCCCUCGUGGAGCGAGCGCUCGGUCUCCCCGCUGCGCCCCGAGCCCGAGGCGCGCCCCACCAGCCGCCAGCUGCAGGCGCUGCUGGCGCGGAACAUCAUCAACGCGGCCCGGCGCAAGAGCGCCUCCCCGCGGCCGGCGGGCGCCGAGAGCCGGCGGCCCUUCUCCCCGCCGCGGGGGCCCCCGCCCGCGCCCCCGCCCGCGCCCGCGCCCGCCCGGCCCAGCCCGCCCGCCGCCCCGCGCGCCACGUUCGCCCCGAUCCCGCCCCGGCCCUUCCCCUGCCGCCGCUCGCCCACGGACUCCGACGUGUCCCUCGACUCCGAGGACUCCGGGGCCAAGUCGCCCGGCAUCCUCGGCUACAACAUCUGCCCGCGCGGCUGGAACGGCAGCCUGAGGCUCAAGCGCGGCAGCCUCCCCGCCGAGGCCUCCUGCACCUCCUAAAUCCGGCGCCGCCCCACUCCCACCUACCCUCGCCGACCCGGCCGGAGGAGGGUCCCUGGGCUUGGGAGAUGGUAGCAUCCGGUCCCAAGAGGGCUGGCUUCUUUGGACAGCCCCAGGCACCAGGGAAGAGCGCUGUGGGCAGUGGUCCGAGCUUGGGGUCUUGCCCCGCUCUGUCAUCCAGCUGUUUGACUCUGGGAAAAACCCUUCCUCUGUCUGACCUUCAGCUUUUCCAUCUGUUUAAUGGGACUUUGGCCAAGACAAUCUCCAAACAUCUAAAUUCCUCCUCCCGUGACCAUGAGUGUGUGCGCGCGCGCCUUGGAAAAGGCAGGCAUUAUGUAUCUGCACCCCUAGACUUGCUGCAUUCCAGGGUUCCACCCUCCCUUCCCUCCAGGCUCUGCUCUCUGGAGUCUGGCAAAGGAGGGGUGUAUUCAGAAAUCCCAGUCCUAAGUCCCCUGUCCAGGUCCUGGCUUGACCAUCCGCCUCCCUGGCACUAAGUCCUGGGCAGGAGCAGUUGUUUUCCAUCCCUUCCCAAACAAGAUCUAUUUUUACCACAGUGACCUUUAGAGAGGUCUCCCAGUCCAGCCCAAGGUGCCCCGCUGGCCCCUCCAGAGAGAAGAAGCCGAAGAAUCCUUCCAGAGCCCUCUUGUGCUUUUGUCCACCCCAUCUCAGACCAUCCAAGACAUCUCAUCUACAGCCAGAGAAGAGAGCUGCGAGGCAAGAGCUUCCCCCAGGCCCAGCACUUGGGCCUCCAGGGAAGCUCUAGGUGCGUUCAACCCAAUCUGCUCCUCUGGGCCCUUUCCUGCCUCUAGCGUCCUGUAGAAUUCAUCUCUGGCCCUUUCAAAGCUGAGCUGAGGAGAAAAGAGUUGAUGUGGAGCUAUCCUGUGGCUUUACCCGAUGACCCUGAGUUUGAAGUCGUCCAUUUGGAAGGAGGAAGGCAAAGUGUUCCAUGUUAUGGGUAGUGUGCAGAUAGUGGCCAGGAUGCAUAGAGAAGAUUCUGGUAGGGAGGCAUUGGCUUAGAUGACAUCUGAGGGCUCUUCCAGUCCUGAAAUGGAUUUCAUGGCAUUAGGAAAGGAGGGAGGUCACAGUGAAGGGUUGGCUGGGCAAAUGAGCUUGAGCAGGUGACAGAAGGGUCUGCCUUUGAUUCUGGUUCCUUUGGAGCUACCCCAUUCUUUAGUUUCAGAUCCCAGCCGACGUCCAUGUCAGCCCAGAUGAGAGGACUGUGUCCUGUCCUAUCUCUCUACCCACACACUCUGGCCUAGCUUGUGCCUGGUGCCCAGUGAUCUUGGGAGUCUAACUGCAACCCUGACCUGCCCCUUAAAACUUGGGGACUCUGAUUCCAACUCUAGGACAGACAUGGGGAGGAAUGUAGCUGAGUUCUAUAGUGUCCAAAGGUGACUGGUGCUACCUUCUAGAGGUUCAGAGUAUCAGCUUUAGGAUACUGGCUGGAGGGGCCUGAAAUUGCCCGAGGAUCAAAGAUUUGUAGGAAAAAGCAUAGCAGGAUGUUGCUAAAGGUGAGGGACAGAGUGUGAUUUGGAGUUAGAGAUAGAUUUCCCCAUACGUAGGGUGAUGUUAGACCUGGAACACCACGUGAGGCUGGGGAAAGCUGAGACCAGGAUGGGGGAGAGUCAAGGGGUGCUUUGGAACAAAAUAUACUAAGGACUGGGGGCACAGGCUCUUUAGUGGCAAGAUAAGAGGGCGCUGCUCCUCAGUGACUGCAUUCACCCAAGGUCCCACCUGCUUCUGUCCCUUCUAGCUGAGGAGACUAGAGCUAAGGGGCUUCUUUCAGAGAAGACCUGCUGUCUGGCCUCUGCCUGAUGCUGUGGCCUUAGAAAAUCCACUUCUACCUGCAUGUCCCCUCUGGAGCUAGCAGGAGGCAGCCUUGGGCAGCUGCAGUUCUAGCUGGCUAGUCUUUCCCUGUCACACUGCCUUCUCCCUCCCCACAGCCCCAGCCCCUUCCCUAGCUCAUGAAGCUUGCUUGUGUCCUGUCUCUAGCCUCCUGUAGAAUUCAGCUCUGGCCCUCAAUAAAUGCUUCUUGCGUCCUUCUGCCUCCCUGUGUGAUUUUCAGCUGUAUGUAAAUCCCUCCUCUUUUCCCAAUCAUGGGACAGUCCGUGGAAUUGAAGUGAAUAUGCAUGUUUUGAGAUACGGGAGAUAGGGGCCUGGGAAGCACCAACCUGUGAGGGGAGAUGGGGAGCCCCAGAAAACUCAGGACUGAAGAAGUUCCUGAGUUGGAGUUCCAGUCUUGUCAUCCCCUGACUGGGUGACCUGGGAAAGCCACUCCUCCAGGCCUCAGCUCUCCUACCAGGGUCACCAGUGGGC
Molecule: messenger RNA, 6403 nt
Organism: Talpa occidentalis (Iberian mole)
Lineage: Eukaryota; Metazoa; Chordata; Mammalia; Eulipotyphla; Talpidae
Gene: SYNPO
Product: synaptopodin
Exons: 4
Coding region: 740-4087 (1115 amino acids)
Biological process (GO): positive regulation of actin filament bundle assembly; spine apparatus assembly; modification of dendritic spine
Cellular component (GO): actin cytoskeleton; Z disc; spine apparatus
Molecular function (GO): actin binding
Source: RefSeq, a predicted model, not a curated record